This is a messenger RNA of Meleagris gallopavo (turkey), 3584 nucleotides long. Lineage: Eukaryota; Metazoa; Chordata; Aves; Galliformes; Phasianidae. The record is from RefSeq and is a predicted model, not a curated record.
GUUUGUUUCCUGGUUUCAUAAUUGACACAACUCAGACAUAAAACUGACUGUUGAAGGGUGCAGAGUGUGAAUCUGCUCGAGCAGGUGUGACUGACGAGUGAUCUCAAGAUGUCUAAAACCAACAAAUCCAAAUCUGGAUCUCGUUCUUCUCGUUCGAGAUCUGGGUCGAGGUCACGCUCACGUUCCUUCUCCAAAUCUCGUUCCCGUUCUCGCUCUGUUUCACGCUCGAGGAAACGCAGGCUCAGUUCUAGGUCCCGUUCAAGGUCAUAUUCUCCAUCUCAUAACAGGGAAAGGAACCAUCCAAGAGUCUAUCAGAACCGGGAUUUCAGAGGUCAUAACAGAGGAUACAGGAGACCGUAUUAUUUCCGAGGCCGGAAUCGAGGGUUCUAUCCGUGGGGCCAAUAUAACAGAGGAGGAUAUGGGAAUUACAGGUCUAAUUGGCAAAACUACCGCCAAGCUUACAGCCCUCGCAGGGGGAGGUCACGCUCCCGUUCACCCAAGAGAAGGUCUCCAUCCCCAAGGUCUAGAAGUCAUUCUAGAAAUUCGGAUAAGUCGUCAUCCGAUCGGUCGAGGAGGUCUUCCUCUUCUCGGUCCUCCUCCAACCACAGCCGAGUUGAGUCUUCCAAGCGUAAAUCUGGGAAGGAGAAAAAGUCAUCUUCCAAGGAAGCCCGAGCAUCUCAGGCUGCAGGAGAAAACCAAGGUGAUGAUUCUAAAGAGCAGCCGUUUUCAGGAGCAGCUGCUCAAGAUGCCAAGGCGUCUGAGGGAUCAAAGCCAUGGCAAGAUGUGUCCACCUAUGGCAGCAGCUCAGCGUCGAGAGCUGCUGCGCCUGAGCUCAGCCCGAGGGAACGCAGCCCUGCGUUAAAAAGCCCUCUGCAAUCAGUUGUGGUGAGGCGGCGUUCUCCUCGGCCAAGUCCAUUGCAGAAGUCGAGCUCCCCGCUGUCCAACCCCUCACAGAUGAGCUCUGCAUCACAGAGCAGCACCUCCUUUCAGGCAGGAUCUCAUCAGAGCCCAUUUGACCACGGCUCGUCAGGUUUGAGUCCAACAAGAAAGAGCCCUGUGUGCAAAAGUCCAACGCCAAUCAGUUCCAUGUAUGGUACAUCUCAGAAGGAGGAAACCUCAGCUCCUGGUGGGGGAGCCUUCUCCAAGAGGUAUCUGGAAGAGCAGAAGACUGAGAAUGGGAAAGACAAAGAUCAGAAAGUAACAAAUGUCGAGAAGGAAAAAAAUAAAGAAAAAGGGAAUUUCUCUGAGGUGGGAUCAACAGAUGGAAAGGCAAAAUCUGAUUCCUAUGCAUCCAAAGCAGAUUCUGAGAAGGGAUACCGUGGCAGUCAGUCACCCAAGCGCUACAAGUUCCGAGAUGACUUUGACAAGCCAAAGGCACCGGAGUUCCACAAGGAAAGUCAUUAUGGCAAAGAGGAAACGGAUGAUCAGGAAAAGAAAGAGAAGGCAAAGGGCCGUAAGGAUUGAUUUGAUGAUGAGCCCAAAUUUAUGUCUAAAGUGGUGGCGACAUCGAGUAAAAGUCAAGAAGAGGAUAGGCAAGGCAAAUGGGAAGGUGUGGUGUUCUUGCCACCUGGAAAAGAGAAGCAAAGAAAGUCUGAGGAAAUGGAGGAGGAGAGCUAUUCUGAGAGAUCUAAAAAAGAAGAGAGGCCGGCGUCCAAGAGAGCUGAGCCGGGUCACCGGGGCUUUGUUCCUGAAAAGAAUUUUAGGGUGACCACUUAUAAAACAAGCCAGGAAAAAAGUUCUUCUCCCCCACCAAGGAAGGCCUCUGAGGUAAAGGAGAAGCCAGGUUCCAAAGGAGAUGGGCUGGCUCCUGGCAAGUCCUCCUUUUCCAUUACUCGUGAGGCCCAGGUCAAUAUUCGGAUGGAUUCCUUUGAUGAAGAUCUUGCGCGUCCAAGUGGCAUACUGGCUCAGGAACGCAAGCUGUGUCGUGACCUUGUGCACAGCAACAAAAAAGAGCAGGAGUUUCGUUCCAUAUUUCAUCAUAUUCAGUCUGCUCAGUCUCAGCGAAGUCCUUCUGAACUGUUUGCUCAACACAUAGUGACUAUAGUCCAUCACGUAAGAGAGCAUCACUUUGGAUCGUCAGGAAUGACGCUGAACGAACGCUUUACCAAAUACCUAAAGAAAGGAAUGGAACAAGAAGCAGCUAAAAAUAAAAAGAGCCCUGAAAUUCACAGGAGGAUAGAUAUUUCUCCCAGUACUUUUAGAAAACAUGGAUUCUCUCAAGAGGAAUCGAAAAGCUCCAGAGAUCCCAGCUUCAAGGCUGAAGGGAAAUAUAAGGACGACCCUGUUGACCUGCGCCUUGAUAUCGAGCGCCGUAAAAAACAUAAGGAAAGAGAUCUUAAACGUGAUAAAUCCAGAGAGUCGGUGGAGUCCAGAGAUUCCAGUCACUCAAGGGAAAGAUCGACUGAGAAAACGGAGAAAAGUCACAAAGGCUCAAAGAAAAAGAAACACCGAAGGGUGCGUGAGAGGUCCAGAUCCAGCUCGUCAUCCUCACGGUCCUCUCAUUCAGUGAAAGCAGAGGAGUAUCCUGAGGAGACUGAGGAGAGGGAGGAAAGCACCACAGGCUUUGACAAGUCCCGACUUGGAACUAAGGAAUUCACAGGUCCAAAUGAGAGAGGAAGAGCCCGAGGGACCUUUCAGUUCAGAGCGAGGGGGAGAGGAUGGGGCAGAGGCAACUUUUCAGGCAACAACAACAGCAACAGUGGUGGCAACAAUGACUUCCAGAAGAGAAGCAGAGAAGAGGAUUGGGAUCCCGAAUACACACCGAAGAGCAAGAAGUACUACCUGCACGACGACCGCGAGGGCGAAGGCGCAGAGAAGUGGGUGAGCAGAGGCCGUGGCCGCGGUGCCUUCCCACGAGGACGAGGGCGUUUCAUGUUCAGGAAGUCCAGCACCAGCCCCAAAUGGGCUCACGAUAAAUUCAGCGGUGAAGAAGGAGAAAUCGAAGACGACGAGAGUGGGACGGAGAACAGGGAGGACAAGGACAGCCUGCAGUCGGCAGCCGAGUAGCUGCGGUGCUGGGAGCAGCACUCGCUGUGCUGGGCCUCAGGGCGGCCCAGGAGCCCCUCGAGGGGCUCUGACACAACCCCGAAGUUCCCUGCGUUGUCAGAGCUCUGCCCCCUCCGUGCGGGCGAGAACUGAUGCAUCAUUUCUGCUUGGGUCCGCUCACGGAGCGUAUCUUCCCAAAGACAUUGUGACUGAAUGAGGUCGAGUGCUGGGUGAGGCCCUGGCCGUUCUGUCCGUGCCCUUACGGAAUGGUUCUGUUUGUUUUGGGGGUUUAUUUGGUAACAGGCUUUGAAGGCGCCCUGGAGUUGGGUUUGUGCCCACCUUAGCCCGCUAGUUGAUGGUUUUGUUUCUCUUUUAUAAUUUGAAGUAGUACAGCUCGGGGUUAUCUCACCCGUUCCCAUUUUUCUCCCCCCGUUGUGUAUUCAGUUUUGUUUUGUUUUGUUUUUUUUAAUUUCAUACUCUCCUUUUAGGCCUUUGUGUAGUAACAUCAAUUAAAUGAUCAUUUUGGAAACUAUUUUUGGUUCUUGAAGUAAGAAGCGAUGAAGCAUGUGAAUAAAGAUCUAAAUGUUAACUUGUUGGGA